AAUGUUCAUUCCCGCUCAGCUGGAAGGCCAACCAUUAAUCUCUUAAAGGAACAAGGUGCCACAAAGGUGUUGCUGCAUGCGUUUGAUGGGAAGCCAUCCGUAGCGAUGGAAGGGGUGAAAGCUGGGUACUUCUUCUCCAUUCCUCCCUCCAUUAUAAGGAGUGAACAGAAGCAGAAGCUUGUGAAGCUGUUACCUCUGGAAUGUAUGUGCUUGGAAACUGACUCUCCUGCUCUGGGGCCCGAGAAACAGGUGAGAAAUGAACCAAAAAAUAUUUACGUUGCUGCAGAAUACAUUGCCAAAAUUAAAGGAAUUCCGGUUGAAGAAGUUAUAGAAGUGACUACACAGAAUGCACUGAAAGUAUUUCCCAAACUUCGGAACUUUCUUCGGGUAUAGACUGAGAAAUUGAAAUACAUGAUGUUGCAGAAACUCUUAUUUAUUAUGUAAUUAAUAAAUCCAA
Messenger RNA from Merops nubicus (carmine bee-eater), 457 nucleotides. It is a transcript of the gene TATDN3, whose product is annotated as TatD DNase domain containing 3. The transcript has 4 exons. Bases 106 to 393 code for a protein of 95 amino acids. NCBI's taxonomy places the organism in Eukaryota, Metazoa, Chordata, Aves, Coraciiformes, Meropidae. Gene Ontology annotation, molecular function: hydrolase activity, acting on ester bonds. The record is from RefSeq and is a predicted model, not a curated record.